Scophthalmus maximus (turbot) is the source of this 2859-nucleotide messenger RNA. It is a transcript of the gene lrguk, whose product is annotated as leucine-rich repeats and guanylate kinase domain containing. Gene Ontology annotation, molecular function: GMP kinase activity; protein binding. NCBI's taxonomy places the organism in Eukaryota, Metazoa, Chordata, Actinopteri, Pleuronectiformes, Scophthalmidae. The coding region runs from base 277 to 2556 and encodes 759 amino acids. The record is from RefSeq and is a predicted model, not a curated record. Gene Ontology annotation, cellular component: cytosol. The transcript has 22 exons.
UGUACCUUCAACACUGGUUGCUAAGCAACAGCGGAGGACGCUUCCGGUGGAGACUACCUUGUUAGCCAAAGCUGGAACGAGGACAUAUUAACGUUGUUUUUGCUCACUGUAUCAGUAUUUCGUCGCGCUCCCUCGUCGCCGUGGUCUUUUUCCAUCAUGAAGUAACGACGGAAACUUGCAAGUUUACUUUUCUUUUUUGUUCUCGACGUCGCCGUCGGACGCUUUGAUGGCUGGUUUGAUGUCGCGCGGCUGACUUCAGCCACGAACAACACAGAGAUGGAGGUGAAGCAGGUGACCUUGCGCAAGAGGUCCGGCGAAGUAGAUGAACACAACAAGAAGUUUGGUGUUUUAACCGCUGAGGUGGUCUCCAGCUGUGUGACCCACCUGGGACGUUUCGGCAGUGGACUGCAGCACUUGUACCAUCAACUGUCUCUGCCGAGUCACAAUCUCUGCGACGUCUCCAUUUUAUGCAGUUAUGUUCAUCUUCAAAAGCUGGAACUGCCACACAACAAAAUUAAAGAUUUGUCCUGUGUGAGCCACAUGCCCUACCUUGUCACCCUGGAUGCGUCCCACAACGAAAUCUCUGACUUCUUUGGAUUCCAGCCACCCAAGAACCUGAAGGAGGUCAAUUUUUCCCAUAACCGUAUGACACAAAUGAAGGACUUGUCGGCCUAUUCAUUUCUUAGUAAACUGGAUCUGGACCAUAACAGCUUCAGUGAGAUCAAUGGUCUCGGGCAAUGUCGUAAGCUCACUCAUCUCAGCCUGGCACACAACAAGAUCUCCAGGAUAGGCGGCUUGGACAAUCUGCCGCUGACUCAUCUCUGCCUGAGGGGGAACCAGCUGAAGAGGAUCGAAGGGUUGCAGAAUACGAAGAGUCUGCAGGUUCUCGACCUGUCCCUGAACUGCAUCACCAGCCUCUCUGGCCUCCAGAACCUCCACCUACUGGGCUCCAUCAACCUGGAGAAAAACCUGAUGAGUGAAAUUCAGGAGUGUAAACACAUUCACGAUCUUUACCUGGUGAGGGACCUCAAUCUGCUGCGAAACCCUGUGCAGGAGCAACAAGACUACAGACAGUCAGUUGUUUUUCUCCUUCAACAUCUCACGGUGCUGGACCAAGAGAAGGUCACUGCUGAAGAGAAGGUGUCAUCAGUGAACAAAUACGACCCUCCGAUGGAUUUGGUGGCAGCCAGAGAUCACAUGACCAACCUUGUGUGUCAGCUGAUGCAGCCCCAGGUGCUCUUUGACUGCACUUUGCCCAGUGCAGACUCCCCUUAUCCCAUGCUGGUCCUGACGGGUCCUCAAGGCUGUGGGAAGAGAGAGCUGGCCCACAGACUGUGUCAGGAGUUAAGCGAAUACUUUGGAUACGGAGUCUGUCACACGACAAGGGAACCGUACUUUGGGGAGGAGAAUGGAACCGAUUACCAUUUUGUCAAUGAGGAAGACUUUCAGAACAUGAUUCACAUGGAAGUGGAUCAGGGUAAGUUUAUCGAGACCAUGCGUUACGGGGGUCACAGCUACGGCCUGACCAGCGGUGCGAUCGACGACGUGGCUAGAGAGGGACUGGCCUGCUGUGUGCAUAUGGAGCUGGAGGGUGUGUUCAGUCUGAAGAAGAGCGUCUUCGAGCCUCGCUACAUCCUCCUCAUCCCCACCCACGUGGAGAAGUACAUGGGCCACCUGAAAGGCCGCGGUCUCUACACCCCGGCGCAGAUCGACACGGCGGUGUCGCGUUUAGAGCUCUACGCAAACACCAACAGGCAACAGCCGGGCUUCUUUGACUACGUUAUCCCCUGUGAUGACUGGGAAGACACGUACCCGACCCUGAGGCAGGUAGUGAGAGAGUACCUGUUGCUAGAGGAACAGGAAGGAGGAAACAACGACCGAGUCUCCCCUGACAACAGCUCCAUGGCCCCAGGUCCUGAGUCAGACGAAAAGCCAGCCUCGCCCCCGUCGAGGUCGGGAUCGGGGACGUCGCACUUUGCCACAGCUCUCGACCCGUUGGAUCCCUCUCACAGAAACUAUGUUGCCAAGAUCCAGGCGGAGCUCACCCCUCAGAAGAGCCCCGCGGAGCUAGCUUCCAUCAGGAGGCGAGAGCAGCUGGUGAGAGAGGCUAUAGUGGGGAAGAGUCCAGGGGUCUACAGCCAGCUCUUCAAAAGCUCUCCUCAAACUGCACAAUCAUCACUGCACAAUCAAGAUCCUGGCACCCGCGUUGGUGACGACAGCAGCUUGGAUGAGUCUCGUGUCAGUUCAGCUCUGUCUGUGCCCAAGUCAGCCGGGGCCAUGACUGGCCUAGUGGAACCGCUCGAUAUCUCUGUCCUGGGACACGCCUUGGAAACACUCGAAGACCAGCUGGAUUCAGGCCAAGCCCCUGACGCUCCCCAAUCAGACACAGGUCGACUAACUGCAGUGGUGUCUCCCUCUUCUGACCGACGCCCCGGGUCCAACACGAAGCCCGUCCUUCCUCCAAUCGCCGCCAGGUGCAAAAGCCCGACUCCUUCUCCGGGACGCAGCCUGAACGCAGCAGUCGGAGAGGGAGGACGCGCAAAAACAAAGCAAUAGCUUUUGAGGUUUCAGAGCACGUGACAACUGAGGAAGUUGUAAACAUUCAAAGUAACUUGCUUUUUUGUGAGAUUACAAUUUGAGCAUUGAUCAGUCAAUAUGUUCGUACAUAAAUUAGAUUUAAGGGGUUGGCUGUGAACAUCAACCAUGACACCACAGUCUUGUCACUAUCUCACCACAAUCUACAGCACGUGAUGUGAUUGACUAAAGCCGAACACUUUCUCGGGUUCACUGUCAGCACUUGCCUUUUCCUGUGCUCUGUUUCUCGUGCCGCGACACGUCUGGCUCUUUUGCACUUGCUAC